UUUUUCUCAAUAAAACUCCUUGACUCUCUGUCUGUGUAGCGUGUCAUUGAAACAGUAGUAACAAAGUCUCUGGUUUUCGUGACAUCUUUUUGUCUCCAAACGCAGUUUCAACACGAGUUGUUGUCAGAUCAUCUCCCACUAAACCAGAAAUGUGAUUAUCUUUAAUUUCCAUCAGUUAUCAAGUGUAGCGGAGAAGAUGGGAAAAGCUACAAGAUGGUUGAAGGCCGUAUUGGGAAUGAAGAGAGAAAAAUUCAGUCUUGACAGUGCAUAUUCCGUUUCUGGUGACAAGAAAGAGACGAAAAGGUGGAGUUUUAGCAAGUCCAGGAAGGAUUCUGACGCGGUGAAUAGGUAUCGGGCCAGCAGUUCGAUCUCGGAUGCUGUUUGGCUCAAGUCUUAUGUUGCAGAGGCAACGAAGGGGCAAAAUGAGCAGGCAAUUGUGGUCGCUGCAGCCACCGCGGUGGCUGCCAAUGCCGCGGUUGCAGCUGCAGAGGCAGCGGCUGCAGUCGUGAAGCUAACGAGCCAUGGAAGAGGAACAAUGCCGAGAGGUGGGAGGGAGAGGUCGGCUGCGGUGAAAAUUCAGACCGCUGUAAGAGGUUUUCUUGCCCGGAAAGCGCUUCGAGCUCUCAAAGGAUUGGUCAAGCUGCAAGCCUUUGUUAGAGGCUAUCUGGUCAGAAAGAGGGCUACUGCCGCUCUGCGUAGCAUGCAGGCUAUAGUUCGAGCCCAAGCCACUGUCAGAUCACAUCAAGCUCGCCAUUCUCUCGACAAAGAGAACCGGUAUCCUUUGGAAAAUCGACCCAGGAGAUCCAUGGAAAAAGUUUGUGAUGCAAGAAGUGCAUUCCACAGCAAGAGGCUCUCUACUUCUUCAGAGGUUGCGAGCAAUUUGGAUGAGAGCCCCAAAAUUGUUGAGGUUGACACGUUCAAGACUCGUUCAAGAUUCUGCCCAAUCCAUAGCCCGGUGUUGGAAUGCGUCUACAAUGGAUCAGACCAUGCCGUUUCGAUGCUCAAUUGCCAAAACUCACGGAACUUUGAGUGGCGCCUCGCUGGCAAUGAGUGUAAAACUCCAACACCCGUUAAAAGUGCUUGUGGAGACAGCUUCUACGAGCCUCGCUCCGAGCUCCCGAGCUACAUGGCGAACACUCAGUCGUUCGAGGCCAAGUCGAGGUCACUCAGCACCCCCAAACAAAGACCCGAGGAGGGGUCAAAGAAGAGGCUCACGCUCAGCGAGAUCAUCGCCGCCCGGAACAGCGUCAGAGCCAUCAGAAUGCAACGGUCGCGCUCGCAGGUUGAAGACAUUUUCGAAUGACCGAUUACUUACAAAACCACGGUCUCCACCUCCAGCGAAUAGUUAGAAUUUCUCAUUUCGGAGCUUUCAUCUCCAACUAGAUGUCCGCAAUCAACAAGAUUCAACCAUGUGUUUGUGUAGAUUCUUCUCAGUUCUGGGAGUUGUCGUUGGAUGCAUGUUUUCUGUGAAACCAACCAAAUGAAAUUGCUUCUCUCUGUUUUUGUCUC
This is a messenger RNA of Syzygium oleosum, 1509 nucleotides long. Its product is annotated as protein IQ-domain 26-like. The record is from RefSeq and is a predicted model, not a curated record. Bases 197 to 1303 code for a protein of 368 amino acids. The transcript has 4 exons. Gene Ontology annotation, molecular function: protein binding. NCBI's taxonomy places the organism in Eukaryota, Viridiplantae, Streptophyta, Magnoliopsida, Myrtales, Myrtaceae.